UUCGCCAUAUCAACGCGUACGUCCCAUGCAGCGGUACCGUGUCCGUGUGUAUGAGGGGCUGGGAACGUCUGAUUUUUCCGUGGCCCUGCCAGAUUUGCCACGAAACGACAUGAUGUAGUCAUUUAGACCUACUCAAGCUUGCUGCGCACAGCGUCAAAAAUGGCCGAGAAAGUAAGUGAACGACCUCUGCAUGACGUCCUAGAGGGGCUAUUUUUAGACCAGAAGAAGGACAUUGACCUCUUGACGAGGGGCCACCUGAACCACAAUCGGCUAUGGAAGCCGCCGGAAAAGGCUUCCCAUGUGCCAUGGGAAAGCUCUGGGAAGGAGGUUCCGUUGAUGCACAAGCCUUCCCAGCUGCCUUCACCUCGCAAGUCCACGGACCACCACGUUCAGAUGACAGAUGCCAUGUACAACUUUGGUGUCGGGACAUCGGGAAGUAUUCCCGUUUCCCAGAAAGGCAAGACCGGGAAAAAGUCAAAGGACAGUCGGCCACGGAGAAAGAGCCCCAGCCCGAUUUUGUCAGUGCUCAAGGCAAAGCCAGAGAAGCCCUUGUCGACUGAGCAGAGACCAAACACAGCUGCUUCCUACAUCAGUGAUAAUGUCUACGUAGAGGAGCUCAGACUGCCCGAGCUCAUGCUCCCGGGCGCCUCGUCUGUCCCCAGACCUAAGUCCCCCCUCCGCACCGGAUCGCCCAAAUCCCUGGCCCCGCUGGAAGCUGACCCCAGGAAAGGCUCGAGCCACCCCCCGCCAGCCUUCUAUGAGAGCCACCUGAGCGGGGUGACCAAGAAGGAACAGUUCCAGCGGUUCCUGGAUUUCCAGAACAACGUGAUGAAGAAACCUGAGAUGAACCAGAGGGACGUCCUGUCAGGACGGAAGGCAGUGGAAGGCUUGGAAAGGAAACUACAGGAGGAUUUGAUGAAAUUGGAUGAGGUCCAUCGCCUGUCGGGCCCCAACUUCCCCCGCCUGCAGGUGUACAGCAACAUCUGGGACGAACUGAUCAAGGCGACGCCGGAGUUUGGCGAGAUGCUUUCCUACAUCAAGGAUGGGUAUGAGGAGUACAUGGGCUCGUUGCUGGACACCCAGAGUGGGAAACAGAGCCAGGUGCUAGCUCAGCAGGUGGAGAGCCUGGCCGGAGGCACACCCAUCGCCCCGGGGGAGGUGGAUCGAGCCCGGGAGGAGAUGUUACAGCUGGAGGAGAAGGCUAAAGAGCUGCUGGAGGAGAACGACAGAUUAAGAAAAGAGGUUCGAGAGGAAGAAGAAACGCUGGCCAACAUGCCCACUCCGGAGCCAGAGACAUCAACCCAGAAGGCAUUGCGCGACUCCCGGCAACACCGCGAGGAAAAACCAAAGGGGAUCGCAGAGCAGAUCCUGGAGCUCCAUGCUGGCAUCCUCUCCCAGAUGGACGAGUUACAUCGGCUCCGGCAAGACCUGAAGGACAACUACGUGCCCAUCUCGGUCGUCCAGAAUCUAGACCAGUGCGUGCGGGACACCGAGGCCGACGUCCUCAAAGUCCUCAGCACCAAUGAGUACCUGGAAAAGACCAUCCAGCAAUUGGAAGCUGACCUUGAAAAAAUUAUGGAGAAAACUAACACGAAUCCCGAUGACCAAAGAAAAAUCUGGAACAGCAUAAACAUGUUAUCCGCUCCGCCGACCGCUGGCGAAGACUAGCACCUGUAAGUUUGUACUGAGAUCUUCCACUGCUCAAUAUACCAGGCUGAGCUCGGAGUGGGGAAGUGGGAUUUUGUUGACCCCGCUACAGAGCAACUUAGCCAAAAACUGCAGAUAAAAGUGGCUGGAUCCAGUCUCGUACACAAAAUUGGUCUUAGCUACUUUGGAUCAGAUUAUUGAGCCUCGUUACAUCUGGGGAAAAGCAUUUGGGGAGACGGCGAGGACUGUAAGGUUUGGGGUUGACACUCGACUACUGAAGACAUCUUCACCUGAAUGAUUGCACGCGGGUUUGAAGUGGGUCAACGAUCCACGAUAUGCUCUUGGGCAAAACAUGGCUGGCGAAUCUCUUGUCCAACUUUCACGUUCGUUUCUCCAAAGGGCCAUUUUUUUUUCUUCCUACCGUCGUAGAGAUGUAAUCUGUUGAGCUGAUUAAGUGGGAAUUGGGGCAGAUAAUUAAAAGAUCUUUGGUCUCUCUACAUCCGUCAUCGUUUCUCAAGUCGUGUUUGUCUUCAUGUCAGGAGUUCUCUGGCCUUCAGAAUUAAUUUGGUGACCUGAUUAAACGGGUGGAAUUGGAGUGGAUAAUUAAAAAAAAACAUCUGUAGAAAUCGUUCAUGGACCUGUCAUGCUAAUUCCUCACCGGGGAUUGUUCUGAUGGUGCAUGAUGGGAUGCUGGUGCUUCAAACACAUCACACAGAUUAAAAACCUUGAUCAUGUUGAUUACAUAGGUAUGUAUCUGCCUUUUGGUAUUAGUGACUUUGGUGUAAAUGGGUGAGCGGUGUACAUGCUGCUUGGAUGUUGUGUAAAUCAUUUCUGAUCUUUCUUAAACCAACACACCUUCCAUGAGCUAUUGAACCUUCCAUGAACCUGUUGAGAAAGUCAAACUGACAUGUCAGGUUCUGUCCGUGGCCUCCGCUUACGAAAAACCCUGGUUUGAUUCCCACCGAGCCACUUUUUCAAGUCCUCAUGUGGAAUGGCUAGAGUUUGCAAAGGCCAUUGUUGACUGACAGAGACUGCCUCUUUAAAGCAAGGCGUGUCACUGCACAUCAGUCGCUUGUGUGUGCUGAUGACAAUGAUUAACAGCAUCGUGUUGAUUGCUGUCAGGCCGAGUGGGGACCAGUGGCCAAACAAGUGAAAAAUGCUGUUUCUCUCUUGACUUCGACAAAAAAUUCACAAGUUUAGGAGUGCUUGUGCAUUUAGAAUAAAUGAUGAAGUUGUAUACAAAGUACCUCGUAACUUAAGAUUUCAAAUCCUUUGCUAAAGUUCUGCCUGUAAGCACAAAGAAUCGAUGUAUCUGGAAUAGAUAGAAACACAAGAUUUGUAAAUACACAUCGACAUAUACGUAAAAAGUCUACCUGUUAUGAAACCUUACCAAUUAACCACAUUUUGCUUGUUUUUUAUAAGUGGUCGUGGUAUAAUUUGCAAUCAUACGUCAAACAUUAACGGUAAUACAACAAUUUUUACAUCUGUGACCGAAGAAUUACUUUGCAGUAGAUUCCUUUUUUUAAGGUUGAGGAUUUUGAUUACAUGUAAAGCAAUGUGGCAGUUGGUGAGAAAGAUUGGAUUCAGGUCGGGGUUAAUUUGUAUUGGUUUUAAUAUUGGUGUCCAAACUUUCCAUCAUUGAAAAUAAAAUCACAUCAUUGUUAUUUGCGCUAUCAUUCGAAAACACACCUCAAGAACAAAUAAUAGGUUGAAAACUG
Messenger RNA from Acanthaster planci (crown-of-thorns starfish), 3365 nucleotides. RefSeq lists its product as uncharacterized. The record is from RefSeq and is a predicted model, not a curated record. NCBI's taxonomy places the organism in Eukaryota, Metazoa, Echinodermata, Asteroidea, Valvatida, Acanthasteridae.